Syzygium oleosum is the source of this 1549-nucleotide messenger RNA. Its product is annotated as photosynthetic NDH subunit of subcomplex B 1, chloroplastic. Gene Ontology annotation, cellular component: chloroplast; NAD(P)H dehydrogenase complex (plastoquinone). Gene Ontology annotation, biological process: photosynthetic electron transport in photosystem I. The transcript is spliced from 6 exons. The record is from RefSeq and is a predicted model, not a curated record. NCBI's taxonomy places the organism in Eukaryota, Viridiplantae, Streptophyta, Magnoliopsida, Myrtales, Myrtaceae. Bases 44 to 1453 code for a protein of 469 amino acids.
UACUUCCUACUUCGGCCGACCACGCAACUGCAGUAACGGCAUCAUGGCCGCCGCAGCUCCCCCGUUCCCGAAUUCUCUCUCGCCGUUCUCGACGAACCCGAGCUCGGCCUCGCCGUCGCCUCGCCUCGCCAGGCCCUCGUUCCCCGCCGCCCACUCCGAGCAGCCCCCGCCGCUGCGCGCGAGAAGGCGGGACGGCCCCCGGCCGGCUCGUGCCAAGAAGAAGAACCCGUGGCUCGACCCUUUCGACGACGGGGAGGACCCGGACAUGGAGUACGGGUCGCUGUUCGCGGACGGCAAGCAGGAGGAGGACCCCAGGCCGCCCGACAACCCGGACAGCCCCUACGGGUUCCUCAAGUUCCCGAUGGGGUACAACGUGGAGAUCGCCGGCCUGGCGCUGAAGGUGAGGGGGGACGUGAGGAGGUGCUGCUGCGUGGUCUCGGGCGGCGUGUACGAGAACCUGCUCUUCUUUCCGGCGAUACAGUUGAUCAAAGAUAGGUACCCGGGGGUCCAGGUGGAUGUGGUCGCGUCGGCGAGGGGGAAGCAGACUUACGAGCUGAACAAGAAUGUGAGGUGGGCUGAUGCAUAUGACCCUGACUACGACUUCCCCGAGCCUGCGGACCUUAUGGACAUGCUCGGAGUGCUUAAGAGUAGGUAUUAUGACAUGGUUCUGUCGACUAAACUGGCAGGGCUUGGGCACGCGUCAUUCUUGUUCAUGACGUCGGCCCGCGAUCGAGUCAGCUACAUUUAUCCCAAUGUGAAUGCUGCAGGAGCGGGACUACUUCUAUCCGAGACUUUCACGGCAGAAAGCACCAAUCUUUCAGAGGGUGGAUACAACAUGUAUCAACAAAUGGUUGAUUGGUUAGGAAGACCCUUUCGCAGCGUGCCAAGGCAUCCUGUUCGACCGCUAAAGGUUUCUAUCUCGAAGAAGCUGAAGGAGGUUGUCGGAGUAAAGGUCAAGAACACCGGAGCAGAGAAGGGGAAGUAUAUCGUGAUUCACGGGCUGGAAUCAGAUUCAAAGGCUUCAAUGCAGUCGAAAGGGGAUGCCGAUAGCUUGCUGCCGCUCACAGUUUGGGCUGAAAUCGCCGAGGGUAUAAGAGGGGUGAGGCCGAUAUUCGUCAUUCCACAUGAAAAGGAAAGAGAAAAUGUGGAGGAGAUCAUCGGAGAAGAUGCCAGCAUCGUCUUUAUAACUACACCAGGUCAGCUGGCUGCGCUAAUCAAUGACUCAGUCGGGGUAAUAGCAACAAAUACGGCUGCUAUCCAACUAGCCAAUGCACGUGAAAAACCGAGCAUUGCCCUGUUUUCCUCUGAAGAGAAGGCAAAAAUAUUCAUUCCGAACCCAGAAGAGAGAAAAUGUACGGUGGUUUCCUCCAAAACUGGAAAACUUGUUGAUAUUGACGUUGAAGCUGUGAAAAAGUCUAUGAAGAUUUUUUAUGUCUCCCUAGCUCUAGCCUAGAAGUGAUGAUGCUUCUUUUUGGGUCCUCUGUAUUCUUAACAUUCCAAUUUGUAUAUGUCUAUCCAAUUGAAAUGAUAUGGAAGCCCAGUUGUCGUA